GCUAUAUAAUGUGGAUGAUAAGGCAUUUCUCUUAAGAAGAAACCUACUUGAUAAGGACCAGAGGUCUCCAAGUCUCAGUUGAUACGAUUAACAGCAAAUGGGUGGAGAGCAGUGCUAGAUAAAUUCUUUGUUACUCUGAGAAUUCUUCUUCAAAGGAAAUAGUUUGGUUUAAAUUAUUGUUAGGUCCUGCUUUCUGCUGGAAUGUGAUGGCCAACAGCUGAAAAACAGUUUCCAAAUGUCUUGUCAGCUGUUGCUAACUGUAGAUCAUUGAAAUUCUCUUCUUUAGAAGAGUUUAUACUGGAUGUCAUGAACAUGAAUGAUUUUGUGAUACUCCCAGGCUCAAAAACUGGAACCUCGGUGAGAUUAAAAGCAAAAACUGUCAGAGAAUUGCAGUUGGAGAAAGUGCAGUUGGAAAGAGAAAACAGAGAGAUGGAGGAGAAAUUACAGCAACUACAGGCAAUCAUGAGCAGAGAAAAAGAAGAGAGAAAGAAAUCAAGUGCUUAUCGUUGGAAAUCUGGACAGGCAGGACCAAUGACCAUCCAAGCCCGAGUUUUUUCACAAAGCAAAGAAAAUAAUAAGGUAAGAGAAGCUGAUAUACGUGUUGGAAAACUGGAAGUCGUUGAUCGCUUCGUCAAGGAGGAACCAUCCUCAGAAUCAACCUGUACAGGCCCUGAAAACCAGGACAAAGGAUUAUUACUAAAUGAUGUAUUUAAUGAGGAGGAAUCUGCAAAGUCUUUUCAGGAAGCUUUGCUUCAGUGGAGAAAAGAUAAUUGUGAUCACAGAGAACAACUGCAUGCCAGUGAGGUCCUAACAGAAUCAGUGGGAAUUUCUGAGGUACAGACCAAUCUCACUGUUAUGAAGGAACCUAUCCACGUUGAAUUCAAGAAGGAUGGCCUGAGCUACAUGGAGAAACUCUUGCUUAAGAAAUACAGAAGAACUCCUGUUGAUCAAAUUUCUGGUAGUUGCAUUAAAGAUUUAAGGCCUGUGCAAACACCGAGUGUACAUCAGGCUGUGCUUGGACAAGGAGGAGAAGAUGAUGAUGAUGAUGUCAAUGACUUAACAGUUGAAGAGGUGAAGAGAUAUUGGACAUCUGUUUUUAGAGAGGAAGUACCUGACACUAUUUCUGAAAGUUUGGAGUCCACUUUGAAAAUUGAGUUCCUUGAUGAUUCUUAUGGCAAGGACUUGGAAGAGUCAUCUAACUUCUUGGUGAUGGAAGCUGGGCCUAUGGGAAUGAAUAAGCAAGGAAAGACUGAACCACUCAAGCAGUGUGGAAGUGGUUCAGCAGUUGUAGAACAGAGCAACACAGUACCAGACUUUUGGCCAAGAGAAACUGAAGAUGUAAUGAGAAAGUCAUCCUCUCCUUUAACUUCUGCAGCUGACACGCAAUAUUUUUCACCUUUACCUCUUAAUGGAAGUCCUGUUUCUUCGCAAGAAAUUUCUCAAGAAAAAAUGGCUGUCUGCAGUCUUGGAAGAAAUUCAGUGCAAAAGGAGAGUGUUAACGUAAAGGCAUUGAGAAGAUCACUUAGCUCCUGUCAACUACCCGAGAAGAUCUGUAACCCUACUGAACUAAGGAGCAGCAGAUAUCUCCUCGAGACACAGCUGCAGAAAACCAACGAAGAUUCACAAGAACUGGACAGGGUCUGCAGUAGUCAGAGUCUGGUUUUGCCUGUCAUUGCAAAGUCUUCAGUGUUACAGGAUUUAGCCAAAAGACAGAAGUCUGCUUCUACACGGUAUUGGGGACUUGAAGGUUUCUUUGUUGUAGGUGCAAACCCUAAACAAGUGAUGCUUGAAGCAUGUUCUUCACUGUGUGCUGGCUCUGACCCUGCGGACAGGAGUAUCUCAUUUCCAGGAGCUGGGAAGUGGGUUACUGAAAGGAGCUUAAGUGAAUACGCUGAUGACUCUCUAGUUCAAGGUGUCUUAGAAAGUCAAUUGAACAGACCUUCAGGUGGUUUGGAGACUCAAAAUAGAAUUUCUCCCCUGAUGGUAGCGUGGCAGUCGCACUCAGGGAAUGAUUUUAUAAGACCUUGGUCAACAAGUAUGCUGCACUGUAAACUGACUGGAAAUUGUCCAACAAACACCCAGCCAAGACCAAAGAGUUCACCUGUGUGUACGUUUAGAGUUGAUACUGAGAUAGCAAAGCCCAAGUACCUUUCUGUAACUAAACAAGAUGAGUAUUGCUGGGAAUAUGAGGCUGAGCAAGAAGCCCUACUUACUUUGGAAAAAGAAUUACAAAGUUAUACAGGUCUUGAAAAACAUUAUAGCUUAACUUCUGUAGAUGUAACCUCCUCCAGCAGACACUCAAGGAAGAUAAAUAUAAAUACUACAGAUCUACAUAAGAACCUGGAGUUAAAAGACCACAGCAGAGUUGAUACUCCCAGGGGCUGGGAUGAAAGCCAAAUGGAUGAUGUGGAAGAAAUUCUGGAGGAUAAGCAACAGGUUCUUGCAUUACAGUGAACAUGCAAAGAACUUAGCGCAAUUUCUAUCUUUGUGUAUCCUUCAAAACCAAGAAGUAGAUGCAGAGGUGUUUUGAGUGCUGCUCAAGAUAUGAUUUGUUAAGGAUUGUUUUGUAAAACUGUCAAUAAAAAGUCUU
This is a messenger RNA of Athene cunicularia (burrowing owl), 2590 nucleotides long. RefSeq names its product zinc finger B-box domain containing (gene ZBBX). Gene Ontology annotation, cellular component: motile cilium. Bases 307 to 2454 code for a protein of 715 amino acids. Gene Ontology annotation, biological process: cilium movement. The record is from RefSeq and is a predicted model, not a curated record. The transcript has 19 exons. Lineage: Eukaryota; Metazoa; Chordata; Aves; Strigiformes; Strigidae.